AUGAGUGAGACCGGUGCUAUUUACAGUCACGACAAACGCAAUAUGUAUGUUUAUCCACCUGCAUCAACAAGAGUAUACUUUAUUCUUCUCGAAGGUGUAGAGCGUAUUGAGAAUGGUGCGUUCUCUAGUUGUUCAAAUCUAGAAGUCGUUACAAUUCCAGAUGGAAACAUCAAAUACAUUGGUGAGAAUGCAUUCAGAGGAUGCAUAAAUCUCAAGCAGAUUACCCUUCCUUCAUCAAUAAAUACUAUUGGUGCAGGUGCUUUCACAUACUGUCCUUUGCUUUCAUGCGGUGUAAUUAUUCAAAAGUCUACUUCAGCAUUUGUACAAAUGGUGCAACAAGCAGGACUUGAUUUGAGGUCUCAACUCCACUGUUCUCAAUUUUCAUGCAAACAAAAUUCUAUAUACUCAUUUAGUCUUCCAAUGUCUUCCUAUAUUGUUUUUAUUUUAAUGUAA
Molecule: messenger RNA, 453 nt
Organism: Trichomonas vaginalis G3
Lineage: Eukaryota; Parabasalia; Trichomonadida; Trichomonadidae
Product: ribonuclease inhibitor domain-containing protein
Exons: 1
Coding region: 1-453 (150 amino acids)
Source: RefSeq, a predicted model, not a curated record